This is a messenger RNA of Misgurnus anguillicaudatus (oriental weatherfish), 4071 nucleotides long. NCBI's taxonomy places the organism in Eukaryota, Metazoa, Chordata, Actinopteri, Cypriniformes, Cobitidae. The record is from RefSeq and is a predicted model, not a curated record.
GCCGAGGGUCUGUGGCGUGCGUGGUGACGUAACGCCUCCCAGCAUGCAGUGCUCGAGUGAAAAUGGCGGAAGGCGGAGCGGCGGAUGUGGAGACGCAAAGAGGAGAGAUCGCGACGCUCCUGAAGACGCCGCUGCGCAGAGCCGACACUUGGUAUUUAGUUGACAGUCAUUGGUUUAAGCAGUGGAAGAAAUAUGUGGGCUUUGACAGCUGGGACAAAUAUCAGAUGGGCGAUCAGAACGUCUAUCCCGGUCCGGUGGAUAACUCCGGCCUGCUUAAAGAUGAAGAUGUGUUGGGCAUUAAGGAACAUCUCAUCGAUGAGCUGGAUUACAUACUGGUGCCCACCGAGGGCUGGAAUAAGUUAGUCAGCUGGUACGGCCUAAAAGAUGGACAGGAACCUAUCGCUCGAAAGGUGGUGGAGCAGGGGAUGUUUGUCAAACACUGUAAGGUUGAAGUCUACCUCACCGAACUGAAACUAUGUGAAGACAGCAACAUGGACAACGUCAUCACCAGAAGAUUCAGCAAAGCGGACACCAUCGACUCCAUCGAACGAGAGAUGCGGAAAUUAUUCAGUAUUCCUGACGAGAAGGAAAUCAGAUUGUGGAACAAAUAUAUGAGCAACACAUUUGAACCCCUAAAUAAACCUGACAGCACAAUUCAGGACGCUGGGCUUUACCAGGGACAGGUCCUUGUUAUCGAGCAGAAGAAUGAAGACGGCUCGUGGCCUCGAGGUUCCUCCUCGCUUAAGUCAUCUGGCGCUUCCAAUCUCUCUGCUUUACCAAAGAUCUGCCCUUCAUCUCUCACAAACAGUCAUAACAGCAGCUUCAGCGGCCGCAACAUGAAGAACUCCAGCUACAGCCUGUCGUCCUACUCGUCGUACAGCAGCUACGAUUACUGCGAUCAGGGCAACCGAAGCGAGAAAGCCGGACUCUGUGGACUCUCCAACCUGGGCAACACCUGCUUCAUGAACUCUGCCAUACAGUGUCUGAGUAAUAUUCCUCCGCUGACGGACUUCUUCCUGAAAGAUCGCUACCAGGACGAGCUGAACGAGGACAAUCCUUUAGGCAUGAAGGGCGAGAUCGCCAAAGCCUACGCUGAGCUCACCAAGCAGCUCUGGUCAGGGAAAUACAGUUACGUCACACCCAGACCCUUUAAGACUCAGGUGGGUCGGUUUGCUCCUCAGUUUUCGGGUUAUCAGCAGCAGGACUCUCACGAGCUGCUGGCCUUCCUGCUGGACGGACUUCACGAAGAUCUGAACCGCAUCAGGAAGAAGCCGUACAUUCAGAUGAAAGACGCCGACGGCAGGCCCGACAAGGUGGUCGCAGAAGAAGCCUGGCAGAACCACAUCAAGCGAAACGACUCCAUCAUCGUAGAUAUUUUUCAUGGCCUUUUCAAGUCCACGCUGGUCUGCCCCGUGUGCUCCAAGAUCUCUGUGACCUUUGACCCCUUCUGUUAUCUGACUCUUCCUCUGCCGAUGAAGAAGGAGCGGACGCUGAAUGUCUUCCUGGUGUGGCUGGACCCUCUGGUCAAACGCACACAGUACAAGGUUACGAUGCCUAAAGUGGGCUCAAUAUCUGAUCUGUGUGCAUCUCUGUCUGCUGUGUCCGGCGUUCCUGCCGAGAAGAUGAUUGUGACGGACAUUUACAACCACAGAUUUCAUCGAAUCUUUGCAGCCAAUGAGAACCUGAGCAGCAUUAUUGAUCGAGAUGACAUUUAUGUGUUUGAGGUUGCUGUGAACAGACAGGAGGAUACGGAUCAUGUGGUGAUUCCUGUUCAUCUGAAAGAAAAAUACAAGCAGUCUGGUUUCAACCACACCAGCACGCCGUUGUUCGGCCAACCCUUCCUGCUCGCUGUACCUCGAGUACUCGAUGAAGAUAACUUCUACAAUCUACUCCUGCGGUGGCUGUGUCGUUUCAUUCGCUCAGCUGUCGAGGAGGAGGAGGAGUCAGAGGAGACGGACUCCACCAAACAUCACUCGAUUAACGGCAACCUAACCAACGGCGUGAUCGAGGAAGGGUCGGCCAGUGAGAUGGAGACGGAUGAGCCGGACGAUGAGUCCAGUCAGGACCAGGAACUUCCCUCAGAGAAUGAAAACAGCCAAUCGGAGGACUCGGUCGGCUGCGACAACGAUCUGGAGAACGGCGUUGUCCCCGAGCACUCCUCCAAAGGCCAGCAAUUCACGAGCAACAGAAAGCGACUUUUCACAUUCCAGUUUAACAACAUGGGCAAAACCGACUUAAACUUCAUCAAAGGAGAGUCGCGGCAGAUACGAUUCGAUGAGGAUCACGUGCGGCUCAGCGAUAGAUGCUAUGUCUCAUUGGAAUGGGAACCAGAAAUGAAGAAAAAAUACUUCAAUGAAACGGCGGCGGAGGACUUUGAUAAGCAUGAGAGUAUGGAUUAUAAACCUCAGAAGAAAAGCUUUUUUAAAAUGAAAGACUGCAUUGAACUCUUCACUACCAAAGAGAAACUUGGAGUAGAAGAUCCAUGGUACUGUCCCACCUGCAAGCAACAUCAGCAAGCUACUAAGAAACUUGACCUGUGGUGUUUACCGCCGGUUCUGGUGGUCCAUUUGAAGCGCUUCUCCUACAGCCGCUACAUGAGGGACAAGCUGGACUCGCUCGUGGAUUUCCCACUGCGUGACCUCGAUAUGUCUGAGUUCCUCAUCAACCCCAACGCUGGGCCCUGUCGCUAUGACCUCAUCGCUGUGUCCAAUCACUACGGAGGAAUGGGAGGCGGCCACUACACCGCCUAUGCAAAGAACAAGGACGAUAACAAAUGGUACAACUUUGAUGACAGCAGCGUAUCUCCAGCCAAUGAGGACCAGAUAGUGUCUAAAGCGGCAUACGUGCUCUUUUACCAACGGCAGGACACCGUCAAAGGUACGGGCUACUUCGCGCUGGAUCGUGAGGAACCUGAUGAGAACGAAAGCCCAGCGCCACACGAGACCAUAGCUCGAAGUGAUGAAGAAGAGGAGGAGGAAGAUCUAAAUGACAAUGAGCAGGAGGAAGAUAGCGGCCCCAACCGAGAUGUUACCAUGAACACAAAUUAAGUGUAAAGGUCAAACGUGCAUCCAAAGCCAUAUCUACACUGACCGGCCUGCGUCUGGCUGAGCGAAGUGAUCGGACACUAUCGUGAGAAAGAGGAAAGAAACGGCUUGAUUUUCCUUCAAUAUGACAGGAGCCGCAUAUACGAGUGAUGAGAAGAGUUUUACGUGUACGUGUUGUUUUAUUUUGUAACACUGAACUGAAGGGUUUGGAGACGUUGAAAUGUCAAGCACUGCUGACCGCUCUCUUCUGCUCGGCACAAUCACUUCAUUUCUGCUGCAGUUUGUGAGUUUGUGCCUCGUGUCGCAUUGCCAGUUCACGUGUUUGAGAGUUAAGAGAGUUAAACUGCUGGUAAAUCGAGUCCUCUAGUUUAACACUGAGUGAGUUGAGUGAAGGUAUAAAAGCUUUUAUCUUCACACUUUAUGGUCAUGGGCGGCAAUUUUAUGAGAUGUUUUCAUUCACCUCAGCCUUAACUGUAAUCUCAGACUGUUGCCUUUUCUUUGCACCAUUCCCCACAUACUGUCUCUGAUCUCAGAUCAGCCAAACCCUCUCAUAUAUCCUGCCAAAUGUCUUCAUUCGACCUUUAAUUGUAGGUAGAGAGCAGUUUGUCGCUCUUGCCUGUGGUCGUGAUGAAUGUUUUCAGAUUGUAUAGCGGGUUGUUUCUUACGUGUGACGAUGGCAUACGCGAUGUGUUGGGCUGUAAGUGAGCGCUUUAGCUUUAUUAAUACUGUACAUAAGAGUUCACUCUGUGAGUGCACAUUUGAUAAAUUAAUUUAUUUAUAUGAAAGCAUUAAAAACAAACCUGAGAAGACCGAAUAUGAAUUGAAUGUGGCUUUGAGAAGUCUUGCCAAUGCUCUUCUGGAUUAUUAAGGAUACUGAAUCACACCUGUGGGGUUUUGUAAAUGAAAGUGGCGUCCUUGCACGAUACAGGGAUCUCCUUUAGCUGCACUUUUGAGUUCACUGUGGUUUACAUUUGAAAUGUGCAUGUGUAUUUAUAUACAGACUUCAAUAAAGUUGGGAAAGCCUCAA